AAUACACAUUUCAGCAUGGCUUAGCGCGCCUGAAGUUUGUUAGCGUGAAUUUCUCUCAGAAAUUACGAAAAAAAUACCCUAACAGUUCCUCUGCGUCGGUGCUGCUACACGGUAAACUCGCUCCGGGGAGACAUUUGUCGGUGAGACGGUGUUGAUCGUUACUUUUUUGAGCGUUACCUGGUAACCGAGUGACGGAGCUGUGACGGUCCAGCGUGGCCGAGGACGCUUCAACCGAGUAACACCAAAUACUGAACCUAAAGACGCCGUGAUGUCGAAGGUUAACGCAAAGAAAACAGAGUCUCCUGCGAAAAAACAAAAGCGCACAUCUACAGAGACAAAGCAAACAUCGAGACGCAAAAGAAAAAAGUGGCUGCAAGUGAAGUAUGAGAAGUUAAAGCCGCCACCGCAGAAACAAGAAAAACCUAAAGUCCCGCAGCUCGCAGCUCCUCCAAAAGAUGUCCAACAUUUCUCUGCUAACUGGAAGACAUUACAGGAGAUGUUAAAGGCCAGUCAGCCAGAGAAGAAGCAGCCUGUGGUACCGAUACCUCAGAAUGGUACUCAGCAUAAAAAAGAGGCUUCUUCUAAAAAUAUUUCCAAGAACAUACUGGAAGACAGUGGGAAAAAAGCAAAGCACAAAACUGUUCCAAACAGUGUUGACUCUCAAGUGAACUCAGAGACAAAACAGUCUGCUGCUCCAAAAAGGAAAAAGGACAGCGGAAAGUCAAACAGUGAGCCAGCGACCAAGAAAAAGAAGCCUGUAGCUGAAGUGACAAAACCUACAGAAGACGACCUCUGGUUUGAUGAUGUAGACCCUGAUGACAUCGAGGCAACAGUGGGAGCCGAGGCAGCAGAGAUCAUGAGGAAGAAGCAGGGCAUUCAGAAGAACCAGGACGCACAGAGCGCACUGGUCAAGGAGAAAGCAUUUGAGGGCCUCACCAGAGCCGUGGCCAUUGAUUGCGAGAUGGUGGGAGUCGGUCCUGAUGGAGAGGACAGCAUCUUGGCCCGCGUGUCUCUCGUGAACCAAUUUGGGAAAUGCAUCUAUGACAAAUAUGUGAAACCCACAGAGAAAGUGACAGACUACAGGACAGCUGUCAGUGGCAUCCGACCAGAGGACAUCAGAAAUGGAGAGGAGUUACAGACUGUGCAGAGGGAGGUUGCUGCGAUCCUGCAAGACAGAAUAGUGGUUGGACAUGCCAUACACAACGACCUAAAGAUUUUACUCCUUGAUCAUCCAAAAAAGAAAAUUCGGGAUACUCAGAAGUACAAACCUUUUAAGAAGUCUGUAAAGAGUGGUCGACCUUCGCUGAAACUCCUUUGUAGAGAAAUACUCAACGUUAAGGUCCAACAGGGCGAACAUUCAUCUGUCCAAGAUGCACAGGCCACCAUGAGGCUCUACACAAUGGUGAAAAAACAGUGGGAAGCAGAGAUUAAAGCCAGCCACCAAAACAAAGACUCAUACAAGAAGAGUGUGAGAAAGCCCAUAGUUCCCAAGAACAACACCAAGAGUCUUGUGGGGUUAUGAAUCUAAAAUCAGUCUGCGAGAGGACAGAUCAUCUCCGGAUCAGAGCAGCCAUGACUGAAGUGAUUACAGGUUUGGAAAGAUGUCCAUGAAAAUAUUUUUAAACAGGUGGCCGUUCAGACACGACAUGCCAAGACAUAUAAAACUUGCUUGUGUUUGCCAAGAUUUACACAAAGCAAGAAGUGUUCUGCCUGAGCGUCCCAGGCUGUGACUCGCACAGGGAUUAAAACAUCUAAGAGAUCACUGAGCUUUUAUUUACACUGAUCCUUUCAGCCAUUUCCUUUCCAACUUUUCCCAGAACAUCAUUUCCCAAUAUGUUCUUCCCAGCAGCUGGAGGCAGGUGUUCAAAUCAUCCAGUUUCGUCUCUGGAGUGUUUAUGAGAACUUAGAAAACAUUUUUUUAUUGUGUUUCGUAAUGCUUCCAGUGUUAUGCGUUUUCCCGGAUCUUUAUUCUCUAAUAUCUUGGUUUGUUGUAACGUGAUUCCCGGUUGCCUUAAGUAAUAAAUACUUUAAAAAGUA
Molecule: messenger RNA, 2037 nt
Organism: Plectropomus leopardus (leopard coralgrouper)
Lineage: Eukaryota; Metazoa; Chordata; Actinopteri; Perciformes; Serranidae
Gene: rexo4
Product: RNA exonuclease 4
Biological process (GO): rRNA processing; DNA catabolic process
Cellular component (GO): nucleus
Molecular function (GO): nucleic acid binding; 3'-5' exonuclease activity
Source: RefSeq, a predicted model, not a curated record